Molecule: messenger RNA, 3725 nt
Organism: Drosophila eugracilis
Lineage: Eukaryota; Metazoa; Arthropoda; Insecta; Diptera; Drosophilidae
Gene: Myo31DF
Product: unconventional myosin ID
Biological process (GO): actin filament organization; vesicle transport along actin filament
Cellular component (GO): plasma membrane; microvillus; actin cytoskeleton
Molecular function (GO): actin filament binding; ATP binding; microfilament motor activity
Source: RefSeq, a predicted model, not a curated record
CCUCACAGUCACACUCUCUUUGAAUCCGGUCGAACGCGGUUGUCCGACGGCCGUUUAUUAUUAUUAAUCCGCCGAAACUGAAUCCAGCCGGCAAUUAGCAACCCCCUCUCGAUCCCCGGAGAUAUCGCUCCCUCAGCUCGUGAGCAAAAUAAAAUAAGGACGAAAGGACAAACGACACCAUGGCAUUGCAACGGGAAGCUGGAGUGCAGGACUUCGUCCUCUUGGAUCAUGUGUCCAUGGAGAAGUUCAUGGAUAACCUGAGAAAGAGAUUCCAAAAUGGAUCCAUCUACACAUACAUCGGCGAGGUGUGCGUCUCGAUGAAUCCCUACAAACAGAUGAAUAUCUAUGGCCCGGAAACGAUCCGCAAGUACAAGGGUCGGGAACUCUUCGAAAAUGCCCCGCAUGUCUUUGCAAUCGCCGAUGCUGCCUACAGGGUACUCAAACAGCGCCAACAGGACACCUGUAUUCUCAUAUCCGGAGAAUCCGGAGCCGGAAAGACGGAAGCAUCCAAGAUCAUCAUGAAGUACAUUGCGGCGGUGACGAAUACUCAGGGUCAGAACGAAAUCGAAAGGUAAUUAAGAACGUUUCUAAUUCAGAGCAAUGCCAUCCUGGAAACCUUCGGCAACGCCAAGACGAAUCGCAACGACAACUCCAGUCGUUUUGGAAAAUACAUGGACAUCGAGUUCGACUAUAAGGCUGAUCCGGUGGGUGGUAUCAUCACCAAUUAUCUUCUGGAGAAGUCGCGAGUGGUGCAGCAGCAGCCUGGUGAGCGGAAUUUCCACAGUUUCUACCAGCUACUUCGUGGGGCCAAUGACAACGAACUGCGACAAUAUGAGCUGCAAAAGGAAACAGGCAAAUACCAUUACUUGAACCAGGGCAGCAUGGACAUCCUGACAGAGAAAUCUGACUACAAGGGCACCUGCAAUGCCUUCAAGACCCUGGGAUUCUCCACGGAUGAGGUUCAGACCAUUUGGCGGACAAUUGCGGCCGUUUUGCAUUUGGGAAAUGUCGAGUUCCAAACCAUUGAGGAUGAACUGGUAAUCAGCAAUAAGCAGCAUCUGAAAUCUACCGCCAAGCUUCUCCAGGUCACGGAGUCCGAACUUUCCACGGCACUGACCAAGAGGGUUAUUGCCGCUGGUGGAAAUGUAAUGCAGAAGGAUCACAACGCCACCCAGGCGGAGUACGGAAAGGAUGCUCUGGCUAAGGCCGUUUACGAUCGACUCUUCACCUGGAUCAUUUCCCGCAUUAACCGAGCUAUCCUUUUCCGGGGCAGCAAGACGCAAGCGAGGUUCAACUCGGUCAUUGGUGUCUUGGACAUUUACGGCUUUGAGAUCUUUGACUGCAAUAGCUUCGAGCAGUUCUGCAUCAACUACUGCAACGAGAAACUACAGCAGUUAUUCAUAGAAUUGGUCCUGAAGCAGGAGCAGGAGGAGUACCAGCGUGAGGGCAUAGAAUGGACCAAUAUUGAAUACUUCAAUAAUAAGAUCAUUUGUGAUCUCGUGGAGCAACCGCACAAGGGCAUCAUUGCCAUCAUGGACGAAGCCUGUCUCAGCGUGGGCAAGGUAACCGAUGACACACUUCUUGGAGCCAUGGACAAGAACCUGAGCAAGCAUCCCCAUUACACGAGUCGCCAGCUCAAACCCACCGACAAGGAGCUGAAGCAUCGCGAGGAUUUCCGCAUUACCCAUUACGCCGGCGAUGUGAUUUACAAUAUUAACGGUUUCAUCGAGAAGAACAAGGACACACUGUAUCAAGACUUUAAGCGUCUGCUGCACAACUCCAAGGAUGCCAACCUGAGCGAGAUGUGGCCUGAGGGUGCCCAGGACAUCAAGAAGACUACCAAGAGGCCGUUGACGGCCGGAACCCUGUUCCAGAGGUCCAUGGCAGAUCUUGUUGUUACUCUACUGAAAAAGGAGCCCUUCUAUGUACGCUGCAUCAAGCCGAAUGACAUCAAGAGCUCUACUGUUUUUGAUGAGGAGCGCGUCGAGCAUCAAGUACGAUACCUUGGUCUCUUGGAGAACUUGCGGGUCCGUCGUGCUGGCUUCGUGCAUCGCCAGCGUUACGAUAAGUUCCUGCUGCGCUACAAGAUGAUCUCGCAGUACACCUGGCCGAACUUCCGAGCUGGAAGCGAUCGAGAUGGCGUUAGAGUUCUGAUCGAGGAGAAGAACUUUGCCCAGGACGUAAAGUACGGUCAUACAAAGAUCUUCAUCCGCUCACCGCACACUCUGUUCGCCCUCGAACAGCAGAGGAACGAGAUGAUUCCACAUAUUGUCACACUACUCCAAAAGCAGGUGCGUGGGUGGAUUGCGAGGAAGAACUUUAAGAAGAUAAAGGCUGCCAUUACGAUUAUGAGGGCCUAUAAGACCUAUAAGCUGCGCAGCUAUGUCCAGGAGUUGGCCAACCGCUUCCGUAAUGCCAAACAGCUGCGGGACUAUGGAAAGAGCAUUCAAUGGCCACAGCCGCCACUCGCUGGACGAAAGGCUGAGACCAAACUGCACAGGAUCUUUGACUUCUGGCGGGCCUACAUGAUUCUGCGGAAGUAUCCUCGCAGCGAAUGGCCCCAGUUGCGCCUCCAGAUCAUUGCCGCCACCGCAUUGGCCGGACGUCGACCAUAUUGGGGACAAACGCGCCGCUGGGUGGGCGAUUACCUGGCAAAUUCCCAGGAAAACACCGGAUACGAAGCAUAUAAUGGUAGCAUCAAGAAUAUAAAGAACAACCUAACAGGAGUCGCCGGCGCUGAAUCCUUCCGCCAGGUGCUCUUCUCCUCCUUUGCCAAGAAGUUCAACCAUCGCAACAAACAAUCUGAUCGCGCAUUCAUCGUCACGGAUUCAACCAUCUACAAACUGGAAGGCAUAAGAAAGAAGUUUAAGGACAUGAAGCGUCACAUUGGACUUAGGGAUUUGACUUCCAUUAGCGUCUCGCCUGGUCGGGAUCAACUUAUCGUCUUCCAUUCGCCCAAGCAUAAUGAUCUGGUGUUUUCCCUUCAGGGCGAGCAAACACAACUCAAGGAAGAUCGCGUUGGCGAGCUCGUGGGCAUUGUCUGCAAGAAGUACCAUGACCUGACUGGAACCGAGUUGCGUGUGAAUGUGAGCACCAAUAUCGCCUGUUAUCUUGGUGACAAGUCGCGAGCCAUUACAGUGGAGGCGGCUUCAAAUGUUGAGACUCCCAAUUUCCAUCACAAAGAAGCCACUAUCAUCUUCGAGGUGCCCGCGGCGUAUUGCGUUUAGGGGAGAGAUCCACUCUCCAUCUGUAUUGUACAUUUUGGAACCUAGGCUUAAGACAAGGCCUAUGUGCCUCCUUUUCUACUUGUGACCCAUUUGUCCAACUGGACAAGUCAACUCUGUGUAUACCGUGCCUUCCGCUAACACCCGCUUUGUAGUUUUUAAACGUCGUCUAGUUAGUCCUAUUUGUUCUGUGUGUGUUUGAUCUACUAAAUGAUUGUAAUUUUGUACAUUUUUCUAUUACGUAUGCGUUAAGGCGAUAUUUAUUUACCAUCCAUGUGAGAGGACCGCCGGUUGAGCUGGCAGACAACAUAACGAAAAGUAUUAAAUGUACUUUGUGCAUUUCUUCAAAUAUGAUUCACAGCACACAACAAACCUUUUGUAAUGAUCAGCAAAAAGAAAAGUUUGUACUUAAAACGAAAUUCACGAACAUUUGUGUGCCAUUUGCAAAUAAUAUUAUUUAAAUAAUAUAUUAAAUAAAAGCUGUAUACUUUGUAUUUAAAA